GCGAGGCGCGCAGCUGCCGCGCCGCAAACUUGGUGCGAGCGAGCGGAGCGGGGCGGCUCGGCGGGGCUGCGGCCAUGGCGGCGUGAGCGGGGAGCGGGCAUCAGCGCGGCGGCGGAGCCCCCGCCCGCCCGCCCGCGGCGAGCAGCCCACGGCGCCUCCAGGAGCCUCCAAGGUAGACCCAGGAUCCCACUUUGGCUCUGCAUAAACACUGAACAGAGACAGUACGUGAUUACAGAGGGAUGGUGACUAAAAGGUGCUUUUCCCACAUGAGUGCAAGAAGAGUAGACAGCUAAAAGAAGUGACUGCUGUGGAGGACAGCAUGACCACCAUGAAAGGAAGCUGCUUCCUCACACUGCUAUUGGCAGGACUUGGGGUAUUAGGAAUAUUGGGGUCAACAACAACAGAAGAUACCCACUGCCACAGAGCUGAGCACCCAAUUAUUGCAUACAAAGAAAUUGCCCCUUGGCUACACGUGUUCAAAGCAGAAGAUGCUGUGGACUUCUCACAGUUAACAUUUGACCCAGGACAAAAAGAGCUUAUUGCUGGAGCAAGAAACUACCUCUUCAGAUUGAAGCUUGAGGAUCUCUCUCUAAUACAGGCAGUGGAGUGGCAAUGUGACGAAGCCACGAAAAGAGCCUGUUACAGUAAAGGCAAAUCAAAGGAGGAAUGCCAGAACUAUAUUCGAGUGCUUCUUGUUGGAGGCAACCAUCUCUUUACCUGUGGAACCAACGCUUUCACUCCAAUCUGCACCAACCGCACAUUAAGCAACUUGACAGAGAUACAUGACCAAAUCAGUGGCAUGGCUCGUUGUCCCUACAGUCCCCAGCACAAUUCCACUGCUCUUCUCACUUCCAGUGGAGAAUUAUAUGCUGCUACAGCCAUGGAUUUUCCAGGAAGGGAUCCUGCUAUUUAUCGAAGCCUGGGGGCCCUUCCUCCUCUCCGAACUGCCCAGUACAACUCCAAGUGGCUGAAUGAACCAAAUUUUGUGUCAUCUUAUGAUAUUGGGAACUUUACCUACUUCUUCUUCCGGGAAAACGCAGUGGAACAUGACUGUGGGAAGACAGUUUUCUCUCGUGCUGCGCGGGUGUGCAAAAAUGAUAUUGGUGGCAAGUUUGUGCUGGAGGAUACCUGGACUACCUUCAUGAAAGCUCGUCUGAACUGCUCUCGCCCUGGAGAAAUUCCAUUUUACUACAAUGAACUUCAGAGUACUUUCUUUCUGCCAGAACUGGACUUGAUCUAUGGCAUUUUUACCACUAAUGUGAACAGCAUAGCAGCCUCAGCAGUUUGUGUUUUCAAUCUGAGUGCCAUAACUCAGGCCUUUAAUGGACCCUUCAAAUACCAGGAGAACUCUCGCUCUGCUUGGCUUCCAUAUCCCAACCCUAACCCUAAUUUUCAGUGUGGCACCAUGGACCAAGGUUUGUAUGUAAAUCUGACUGAGAGAAAUCUUCAAGAUGCACAAAAAUUCUUCUUAAUGCAUGAGGUUGUUCAACCAGUUAUUCCAAUUCCUUACUUCAUGGAAGACAACAGCCGAUUUUCCCAUGUGGUUGUGGAUGUUGUGCAGGGCAAGGACAUGCUUUUCCACAUCAUGUACCUUGCUACAGACUAUGGCACUAUUAAGAAAGUACUUGCCCCAGUGAACCAGACUUCAAGCAGCUGCCUGCUUGAGGAAAUUGAACUCCUGCCAAAAAGUCAGCGAGAGCCCAUCAGGAGCCUUCAGAUCCUGCACAGCCAGAGUGUCCUUUUUGUGGGCCUUCAGGAACAUGUGAUUAAGGUCCCCCUGAAGAGAUGUCUCUUUUACAAAACACACAGUCAGUCCCCAGGUUCCAUUUUCACUGGAAAUUUUCAGGAAGUGGGGAUCACAGAAGACAGUCGAGAGAUGAGGAAUCUGACAGUGGAUGGACAUUUUGGAACGUGGUCACAGUGGAAACCUUGCACCCACACUGACGGGGCCAGUGUUGGCUCCUGCCUCUGCAGGACACGUGUGUGUGACAGUCCUGCUCCUCAGUGUGGAGGAUGGCUGUGUGAAGGACCAACCAUGGAGAUUGCCAACUGUUCCAGAAAUGGAGGCUGGACACCAUGGACUUCUUGGUCACCUUGUAGCACCACUUGUGGAAUAGGCUUUCAAGUUCGUCAGCGUUCCUGCAGCAAUCCAACCCCUCGACAUGGAGGACGCGUCUGUGUGGGACAGAAUCGUGAGGAGAGGUACUGCAAUGAGCACUUGUUGUGCCCCCCUCAUGUGUUUUGGACAGGCUGGGGGCCAUGGGAGCGCUGCACGGCUCAGUGUGGAGGAGGGAUCCAGGCACGGCGCAGGACGUGCGAAAAUGGUCCUGACUGUCCUGGCUGCAGCGUGGAAUAUCAGCCUUGUAACACCAACGCCUGCCCAGAGUUAAAAAAGACAACUCCUUGGACGCCCUGGACCCCGGUGAACAUCUCGGACAACGGUGGUCACUACGAGCAGCGUUUCCGAUACACCUGCAAAGCGCGCCUGCCUGACCCGAACCUGCUGGAGGUGGGACGGCAGCGCAUUGAGAUGCGCUACUGCUCCAGCGACGGCACCAGCGGGUGCUCCACAGACGGAUUGUCAGGGGACUUCCUGCGUUCUGGAAGAUACUCUGCUCAUACCAUCAAUGGUGCCUGGUCACCCUGGUCUCCGUGGUCUCAGUGCAGCCGUGACUGCAGUAGAGGUAUCCGGAAUCGCAAACGGGUCUGCAGCAAUCCUGAGCCCAAGUAUGGGGGACUUCCUUGCCUUGGCCCAUCUCUAGAGUACCAGGAAUGCAACAUUUUGCCUUGCCCAGUGGAUGGAGGCUGGUCUUGUUGGUCAUCUUGGUCCAAGUGCUCAGCGACGUGUGGAGGAGGGCAUUACAUGAGAACGCGCUCCUGCACAAACCCAGCCCCAGCGUAUGGAGGGGAUAUCUGCCUGGGGCUGCACACAGAGGAAGCACUCUGCAACACUCAGCCGUGUCCAGACAGCUGGUCCGAGUGGUCCGAGUGGUCUGACUGCGACUCGUCUGGCUUCCAGACCCGCGCUCGGCAGUGCAUCCUUUUGUUUCCUGUGGGCAGCCAGUGCACGGGCAACACCACCGAGAGCCGGGCCUGUGCUGUGGACUCCAACUUUAUACCAGAAAUAUCUGUGGCACGAUCCAGCAGCAUAGAAGAGAAACGAUGUGGCGAGUUCAACAUGUUCCACAUGAUCGCAGUGGGACUAAGUAGCUCAAUCCUCGGUUGCCUUCUCACCCUGCUUGUUUACACAUACUGCCAGCGGUACCAGCAGCAGUCCCACGACGCGACUGUCAUCCACCCGGUGUCACCCGCUCCGCUCAACACCAGCAUCACCAACCACAUCAACAAACUGGACAAAUACGACUCUGUAGAGGCCAUCAAGGCAUUUAACAAAAACAACCUGAUUCUAGAGGAGAGAAACAAAUACUUCAAUCCACACCUUACUGCAAAGACUUAUUCUAAUACCUAUUUUACAGAUUUCAAUAAUUAUGAUGAGUACUAAUGGGCUUGUGUAUUUUCUGGCCUCCUGUAACUCCCCGGUCCCAAGGCCUGUGCUACUCAAGUGCUCAUGUGAUUGAGGCUUCAGAGAUGAAGUUCAGAGACAUUUCAAGCACGAUCCAAGCCAUCAAUGUCCCAUUGCUGCCAAAAGCCCAAACCGCCUGUUUGUGACAUGAUGUUUUCUUUGCAGAAUGCAAGGUUGGCCUUCAGUGUCAGGGGCAGCUGUAGCCCCUCAGUGUUGCUGGACUACUCAUGAGGAUUGCAUUGCUUCGCUCGAUUUCAUAAAUUUCCACUCAUAUUUCUCUAACAAGUGACUAAAUAUUCCGGAGUUUUAAAAAGAAAUAAUAUUGUUGCCCCUUAAACCUGUGCCAGGAGUACAAAUCUAAUUUUCUUUUUAGGCGUUGUCUUUUAUUUCCUUGGGGUUUAAAAAGGGAGCUUUGCUGUCAGCCCUCUGUGCAGUCUCCUGAAGCUCACACUGCCAAAAAGAGCUCACAAGGUGCUGGGGAUGACAAGAAGAAAUGUGGUGGUUUAGUGAUCCUCUGCAGCAGCUCUGGGCUCUGUAGGCUGAUCUUCCUGGGCUGUAAAUCACUCUGACUGCAGUUCAGCUGCUCAGAGUACAGAGAAGUACUAAGGCUGUACCGAGGGAUACAAUCUUGUAAUUAACCCGGACACCUCCGGUGUCAGUGGUUUCCAGUUGCAAGCCGAGCCCAGUCACACAAAGCCUUCACCUUGCUCAGUUUGAUUUUUGCAAGGCUGUGGAAGGGACUGUCCCGCAGGGAGGCCAAGGGAGGAGGGCAGAUGGGAGAGGCACACUGGGAGGUUUUUCUCUGUGUCUUUAAUAAAGCAGCCUUGCUGCAGCACGUGGGUUUGUUGUGGCAUUCCGCAGGCUUCCUCUCCCUGGUGCGUGCCCAUGGGACAGGCUUGUCUCUGAUGGCUGUGGCAGUCGCCACCAGGCUGGCCACGAGCAGUACAACUGCGCCGUGUAUUGCGUGCCAUCUCUGGCUCUUGGGGUUAUGUAGGCAUAAUCAUAGGUCUGCUUUUUUCUUUCCAGCUUGUACUUUAUAUGCACGUGUCUGACAAACAAAGCUGGCUCAGAGGAUAUAGAUACGUUUGCAAAGGGCUGUCUCAUCUUGCUGCCAUGUCUGAUCUGCAUCAGUCAGCCCCUAGAGGAACAUUCUUAUGGUGUUUCAAGUGAUGAUCUUGUUGGACUUCGUUGAUGUACAUAUUUAAAAUACUAUUUGAGUUUUAAGUUAUCAGUUUUAAUUCCUUUUGUAGUGGUAGAUGAGGAAACACAAAGUUUUAUAUAAUUUUUCUUUGUCCUGUCUGUUUUCACCCACAUUCAUGACAUUUUUAUUUUUGUAUCUGAAAUUCCUUAUGUAUAACUAAAAAGAAAAUUGCAGGGAUUUGAGUUAGAUUUUACACAGUAUAUAGUAGCAAGGAAGCAUUUGCUAAUUUCAGAAGCUUGUGAGAAGAAAUUAAGUGAAUAUUAAGGAUUAAAGAACUGGGCUUUCAUUUUCUUGCUAAAAGCAAAGACUGUCACACUAGAAUACUAGGGAGGUAUGCAAGGAGUAUCAGAGUGGAAAUGUUUCCAAUCUGUUUAGAGCUCUUGCUAAUUAGGUUGUGGUAUUAUGGACAAAUAGAGAAAAACAUGUACAGAUUAUAAUGAUUCACAAUAUGUAUGGGAAAAAAAAUCAAAAAGUAUCAAUAAACACUUCCAUAGCAAUGGUAAAUACUGCAUCUACUCAUGGCAGUGAGCUACAUUUUUGAAUGGGGAUAGAUCUGAAUGUAGCACUAUGCUUCCAAUCUGUUCUGCAGAAAAAUGAAAAAAAUUCAAAGUGAUCUUUAAAAUGCUAUGCAGUAAAAUAACACACAUUUACCAUCUAUGAAAGUAGUUAAGAUCAGCCACUUAUUUUUUUCUAGCUGAAUAAGUUCUCCCUGUUACUAACUCAGCCAAAUGAAAGCACCUUGUCUUCAUACCAGCUCAUCUCCAGAAAGUAUAAUAAUGCUGGGUCUCUAUAAUUUGUGAUUUUUCACUGUACAUUAAAUUUGGUUUUCCAGGAAUAAAUUAGCUUAUUUCCCUAGGUAAGAGAGAAAAUUUUCUUUGCAAGAAAUAAAGAGGAGAAAAACUCUCCAAGUCAUAACCAGUAUGGUAUUUGAAUUGCUGUGUUCAUGCCAAGAGAUAAAUUUUAUAUUUAAAUAGCAUAAAAUAAAACCUAUAUUGUUGCUACUGCCAAGAAAAAGCAGCAGAUGUGCAUACAUGCAUUUGAGCGACAUUGUUCCUUUCUGACCCUGUACUAAGAGAACAUUAGUCCACCUUCUGGAUUUUAUAUUUAGACUAUAGUUGUGAGACCAAUAUCUUUAAAAGAUUUGAACUAUGUAUUUUUACUUUACCUUUUUUAAUUAAAAUUACUUAAAUUAUCUUUUUUUUUUUCCCUAACUAUUCAGUAGUUUGAGGUGCGCCUAUCUUUAUAGUGAUCUGUUUUUCAUUCUUUUCAUGGAUAAAUACAUAUGUUAGAUACAUGUUAUAUAUGUGGUAAUAAUACCCUUGGUUAAGUCUGCAUGAUGAUAGGUAGAAGUCCAUUUAGCAGAUGCUCAGUCUGCUCACACUUCCCUCUUCUAAAGGAGUAUUUCAGGUGUUCUAGAUCUUUGAGCAGCUCCCAUGCCAACAUGUCAGGAAAGCAUUUCUUUUAACUAUUUUUCUUUGUGAUUUAGCUUCCUAAAUUUAGUUGUUCUAUACCACAGGUAGAAAUAUAUUCAAAACUCUAUCUGAAGCAGCAGGGUAAAUGUAGAAAUUUCACAGCACUUAAAUGAGAAAAACUAGAUGGCAAGAUCUCCUUGUCAAGCUAGGUUGGGAGACAACCUAGGUUUUAAAGCCUUUAGAUAUUUGUGUCUUAGGUAAUUUUAAAGGACCCCAGAUGCACUGCCUGUAUCAGUAUUUUCAUCUUCUGAAUUCUCUGUAGCUGCCCAGGUAGCUUAGAACAGCUUUUUCUAGUACAUGGAGCAAAGCAAAGUUCAGUCUCUAUUAAUUUUUGACUUACUUUAUUUAGCAUUUUUUCUAAAAUAGGCUACAAAGCUGAAAAAGCAGAUUUCAUAGAAUUGUUUAGGUUGGAAGAUAUCUAAGAUCAAGUCCAACAAUUAACCUAGCACUGCCAAAUCUCCUAUUAAAUGAUGUCCAUUUCUUCUUGAAAGCUCUUAUUUUUCUGUCAAAAAUAUAACAAGUGGGCAUUUCCUGCAAACCUUGCUUAAGCCAAUAGAGCUCUCAGAUUUUCUCAAGGAUAAAAUUUGGUUAUGAAAGCAUUGUUCUUUUCUUGAAAGUGAAAAUCAAGUCCCUUGCUUAUCAAAUGCCACACUUAAAUAUCCUUCAUCCUUUCACUUGGAUAAAGCGAUCUAUUUUGGAUAAAUAAGUAUAUUACCUCUGAUGCCAUUACUUAAUAUUACUAACCACGCUUACACUGAUUGCAUAAAUUUUAAAAUGCUUCUCUAUUUUGAAUGUAAACAGUUUGGCAGAUAAAUGAAAAUAAGUAAAGCUGUUUCCAUGUAGCCCUGCUGCAUGGAGGGAGGAGGAGGCAAGACUGCCAGUCCCAUCCUGCGCAGUAUAGACACUCAUUGGCCAACUCAAAGUACCGCUAUGCCUGAGUGCACAAUUUGUGCUUAUUUUUUAUGUCUGAACCAUAGCAUACAUUCCUCAGUUGCUUAGAAAAUAGGCUCAUGCUUGCAGAUAUAUCUUGGACAUUGAUUUGAGUUUGAUGAUCUUUAUGGCCUUUUUAAGUUACUCUAUGUAGAAGCUUUUGCAGCCGUUUGCAGUCACCUGAUGUUGAAGCAGUGUGGUUUGGCUAAAACUAAUUGAGAGAUUUUUUACUAGGAUUUGGAAUUUCAUAAGAGAAAGAAUGGGGCUUAAAUGGUUUUGAUUUCCAGGCUAUUAAGCAGUACUGAUGAAAGUCUCACAUUGGUGUAGGGUACUGUGCAUUUAGUUAGCCCUACCAGAGAUCCACAGCAGACUCUGGGAAAAUACCACUUCAGCGUACAAAUCAAGAGCUACUGAAGCACUUACGUUAGUGGAGAAAUUUCUCCGAGCAUCAGACCAUAUGGCUGUUCAAACCAGAAAAGAAUGUAAGAGGUCCCAGAUGUAAGUAAAAUGUUAAUAGGAUUAAAUGCUUCAGUAUUUUUUCCUCAUGAUUAUAAAAUAAAUAUAUUCAUUUCUUUAAAUGUGGGACCAGUUUUAAUAAAAUCAGCGCAACAUGAGCACAUUCCUAACGUUGACUGUAUGCAUAAUGGCUUUGCUGUAUGAGAUCAAUUCUGUAAACAGUUUGGUCCAAGCUUAUCUUGCUCUGCUUGAGGCGUCUGGCCAAUUUUAACUGUAGCUGCCACCAGCAUCAUCUAUGUCUCAUCUAGGAAAACAUACUUAGAUGGCAGAGUUACAUCCUGAUGAGGGUUUGUGUCUCUCCACCAACACUGCAGUGAGCCUAGAGAGAGAUACUUCUAAUUUUCAGUGUAAUUUCCAUGCCUAGGUUGGCAUAAGCUAGGCUCUUGAAUAUAAUUUUACUCAUCAUAUAAGUAACCACACCGAGAUCAAUGGUAUAGAUGUAACGAGUUACUUAUUUUAAUGUGUUUACAGAAUUGAGCCCAAAAUGUAUUGCUUCUGCACAAAUCCAUGCACAGUACAAGAUGACUUCAAUAGAAAAGAACCAGAUUCAUUUAAAAUUGUUCACAAGCGAAUCUGCAUCUUGAUAUCAGGGAAUAAUAUGUGUUCAUUGUGUGGGGUAUUUGAAUUCAUUCCUUUCUUUGCUAAAUAAAUGAAUGAUAAAACAA
This is a messenger RNA of Pyrgilauda ruficollis (rufous-necked snowfinch), 8307 nucleotides long. It is a transcript of the gene SEMA5A, whose product is annotated as semaphorin 5A. Gene Ontology annotation, molecular function: semaphorin receptor binding; chemorepellent activity. The transcript has 23 exons. Gene Ontology annotation, biological process: negative regulation of axon extension involved in axon guidance; axon extension; positive regulation of cell migration. The record is from RefSeq and is a predicted model, not a curated record. NCBI's taxonomy places the organism in Eukaryota, Metazoa, Chordata, Aves, Passeriformes, Passeridae. Bases 320 to 3502 code for a protein of 1060 amino acids.